Messenger RNA from Saimiri boliviensis boliviensis (Bolivian squirrel monkey), 2352 nucleotides. RefSeq names its product stathmin 3 (gene STMN3). Gene Ontology annotation, biological process: neuron projection development; regulation of microtubule polymerization or depolymerization; microtubule depolymerization. Gene Ontology annotation, cellular component: neuron projection; cytoplasm. Lineage: Eukaryota; Metazoa; Chordata; Mammalia; Primates; Cebidae. Gene Ontology annotation, molecular function: tubulin binding. The record is from RefSeq and is a predicted model, not a curated record.
CCGCCGCCGCGCCCGCCUCCCGCCCGCCGUCGCUCCGCCCUCCCCUCCCCGGCACUGCAGCACUCGCCCGCAGCAGCUCCGGCCGCCGCCCGCGCCUCUGCAGCCUCCGCAGGCCCCGCCGCCGCCAGCACCAUGGCCAGCACCUUGUCGGCCUACAAGGAGAAGAUGAAGGAGCUGUCGGUGCUGUCUCUCAUCUGCUCCUGCUUCUACACACAGCCGCACCCCAACACCGUCUACCAGUAUGGGGACAUGGAGGUGAAGCAGCUGGACAAGCGGGCCUCUGGCCAGAGCUUCGAGGUCAUCCUCAAGUCCCCUUCCGACCUGUCCCCGGAGAGCCCUAUGCUCUCCUCCCCACCCAAGAAGAAGGACGCCUCCCUGGAGGAGCUGCAAAAGCGGCUGGAGGCAGCUGAGGAGCGGAGGAAGACGCAGGAGGCGCAGGUGCUGAAGCAGCUGGCGGAGCGGCGCGAGCACGAGCGCGAGGUGCUGCACAAGGCGCUGGAGGAGAACAACAACUUCAGCCGCCAGGCGGAGGAGAAGCUCAACUACAAGAUGGAACUCAGCAAGGAGAUCCGCGAGGCGCACCUGGCCGCACUGCGCGAGCGGCUGCGCGAGAAGGAGCUGCACGCCGCCGAGGUGCGCAGGAACAAGGAGCAGCGGGAGGAGAUGUCGGGCUAAGGAUCCCCACGCGCGGCGCCCGGGUCCUGCGACAGAACACGUCGGUUUUGGUUUUGUUUCGUUCACCUCUGUCUAGAUGCAACUUUUGUUCCUGCGUCCCCCACCCCCACCCCCGUCCCAGCUUCACGCUUCUCUUCCGCACUCAGCCGCCCGCCUUGUCCUCGUGAUGAGUCGCUGACCACGGCUUGCCCUGCAGGAGCCGCCGGCCGUGAGACGCUGCCUCUCCGUGCAGACACCAGGCCGGUCGCCGCUGGGUCCCCCGGGGGCUCCGUGGCAGAUGUGGUGGUGACCGUGGUCAACCCAGGGCGUGGGAUCGCGGGUCCUUGCCCUGGGCUGUCUGGUCAGCAUGUGCAGGUCAGGGCAGGUCCUCUGAGCCAGCGCCCCUGGCCAACAGGCGAGGCUACAGCACCUGCCGUCUUUCCAUGGGGGAGGGGUGGUGGGGAGGGAGUGAUGGUGCCUGGGAGCCUGCGUGGGCAGUGGAGCGUGUGGAACUGGCAGGUGGGUGGGUGGGGGCUGCAGUUCUCCUUAAGUGGUUGUACGGGGGGUGGGGGGGUCCUCUGAGUCCUGGCCUGAGGUGGACACCCCAGGCCUUCCUGGAAGCCUGCACUGGGGGCCCCGCCUGAGUCUGCUGGGGAGUGGGCAUUCUCUGCCAGGGACCCAUGAGCAGGCUGCCAUGGUCUAGAGGGUUGUGGGCAGCAUGGGCAGUCACCCACUCAGAAGUGCAAGAGUUCCAGAGAGCCCCUGGUCCAGGAACCUGUAUGGAACAGCCCCUCCCCUCCCCACCAGGGCUUUGCAGAUGCCUUUGAAAGACCCCUCCUUAGAGCCCUUUGGAGUGCAGCUCCCUCCCAUGCCCUCUGCCCUAGUAGACACCGCUCCUGGCCAUGGGGCUUUUAGGCUCUCCUUAGGUCACGGGGAAGUGGCAGCCACAAGUCCUCCUCAGGGAGCCCCAAGGGGGAUUUUGUGGGACCACUGCCCACAGAUCCAGGCAUUGGAAGAGCAGUGGGUGAGAUUCCUCAGCCACCCCCCCACCCUCCCCACUCAGCACCCAGAGCACGUUGGGGCUUGAGGCCUGGCUCUAGGCCUCUCCUAGCCAUGCCUUCUGGGCUGGGUUCCUUCUCUCCCUUGGAUGCCCAGUGCUGACCUUGGAGGAUGGUCAGCUGGAGGACCGGGGUGGGGGGGGCUGUCUUUUGUCACUGUAGUAUCCCCCACUUCUCCACGGAAGCCUCAUCCCAAAGCUGCUGCCCGGCCACUUGCCAUAAAAUGUGAAGGGGCAGCUGAGUUAUCUUAGGACCCAGAGCCAGGGCCCUCAGCUUCCAUCCUGCGGGAGGCCUUGGCCGGGGCACUGCCAGCCUUCCAGGCCCACACUAGGGAGCAUGGGAGGAUCCUGACCCCUGCAGGGCUCAGGGGUCAGCAGGGACCCAUUGUCCCAUCUCCCUCUCCCCACUGAGACAGCCACAGAGGGAGCAGCCAGCGGGGUGGGAACCUACGGCUGCCCACAUGUGGCUUUUGUGGGACUCAGAAAGGGAAGCGGAACUGAGGGCUGGGAUUCUCCUUACAGUGGCAGCUCUCAUAGCGAAAGCCUAGUGUAAUAUGCACCCAUCUCAUCCACGUAGUAAAGUGAACUUAAAAAUUAAAUCAAAUGUACAAUUAAAUAAAAAAAACCUGUGUGUUUAAGAC